AUGUCCGUCAUUGAAACAUUUCCGCUGCCCCAAAAGGGUCAGUCCGAAAGACAGCAGCUGCUGAUUCUCACCGAUAAGCCCGACUACUACCUUUUGGAGUUCAAUUCGGCUCCCGAAAAUAGACUCUCCAAGGACUUCAUCGAUGCAUUUGUGGAGGCUCUGUACUAUCUGCUGUUGAAGAAGGGCGACUCGCCCAAACCGCUGGUGACCUCGUCGACCACCCCCAAGUUCUACUCCAACGGACUCAACUGGGAACAGGCCAAAAGCACGCCUGAAUUCUUCCACAGGUACCUUGGACGUCUGCAACGGGCAUUCAUCGAGUUCCCCUGGCCCACCAUUGCCCAUGUCAAUGGCCAUGCCUUCGCGGGCGCCUUCAUCGUGGCAAACCACCACGAUUUCAAGGUCAUGAACCCCAACAAGGGCUGGCUAUGUAUGAACGAGAUCAGCUUUGACGCAUCGCUGCAGGCGUGUCUAAUGUCCGUGCAUAGCCACCAAUAUGGUCCCCGUCUGGCUCGUAAGAUCUGCAUGACUGGACACAGAUUCACAGCGGCGGAGGCACUCAAGGAAGGUCUCAUUGACGCAGCUGGUGGAUGGCCUGAGGUCGACGAGUUGGCCAAGAAGAUCAAACCUCUGGUGGGCAAGUACAAUUAUCGGCAGAUGCGAAUGGCCAUCUUUGCGCCUGUUCUGGAACAGACCAAGAACUUUUAUCAUUAUGCUCGUCUCGACAAGGCUGCUCAGAACGAGGCUGAUGACUUCAGAAGAGAGCGAGAGGAGGAGAUCAAGGCUAAGUUGUAG
This is a messenger RNA of Yarrowia lipolytica CLIB122, 795 nucleotides long. RefSeq lists its product as uncharacterized. Gene Ontology annotation, molecular function: delta(3)-delta(2)-enoyl-CoA isomerase activity. NCBI's taxonomy places the organism in Eukaryota, Fungi, Ascomycota, Dipodascomycetes, Dipodascales. The record is from RefSeq and is a predicted model, not a curated record. Gene Ontology annotation, biological process: fatty acid beta-oxidation. Gene Ontology annotation, cellular component: peroxisome.